CAGAUCGACGUCGACUCUCGUUACGUGCGGGACACGGUAGCGCGUUUUUCCACUUUGCCGCAACGUAAAUGAUCGGCUAUUUAAACAAUAAUACCUUGCAAGCUUUUCGAGUGGAGAAAGCUCUCUGAUGAAUCAGGACGAAAAUUCUGGAAACCAGGAUUUAUAGACGAAGGAAUAUCGUCCGAGGUCCGAGACUGACUGCUCGUGCGUAUUCCCGCGUAUCCGCAUGUCGCAGUCUCACUCUCCCGGAGCCGUCGCAGGUACCCGUCGGUUCUCGUGAUCUCGACGACGGAAAUCGACGACGUUUUCGUUCCGACGAGACCAGGCUGAGGAGAGAGCACCGCGAGUGGGAAGCAGUGCGAGACAAAAAACACAAGUUCGUCGAGCAGGCCGCUUUGCAGUAUUUCCAAUUGAUUUGCUCUCUUUCAUUCGUUUCAAAUGUCUCAUUUCCACCGAGUGAACAUUUCUUCCCUCCACUUUCAUUCCUCCUCAUGAUUCUCUCUUUCUUAAUGUCUCCUCUCUAGCUCGACUCAGUUCUAAAUGAAAUGUUUAUACGAAAGUGAAGAGUUGCACACAGACCUCGGUGCGGAUGGGAAUCUAAGUGAAAAGAAAAUCGAAAAUAAAAAUCCCUUCAAUCCAUGCGACGUCUGCAUAUAUCUUUGUACUUUUAACGCCUGCACGUAUACACAUGUGUUGAGUCCGUCCGAGCAAAAGCUGGAUCGGGAGGAACACGCGUUUCCACUCACUCCGAGCACAAGUUUUCGAUGCUCUUACGCCCCGUCACUCACGAGUCGGGAAAGAGAAAAGGGGGAGAGAGAGAGGGAGAGAGAGAUCGUGUCGUUAUAUAUUUAUUUAUUUAUUUUCUCCUCUUCCACUUGUUUUCUUUUGCCUUGUUUCUUUCGGUUGUACUUUUCCUCUCGUCUUCACCGUCUCAUCCCCGUACGUGUCGCUUUCAGGAUAUUCGCGUGUGUCUUGUACGUGUGUUUUUUGCGCGGACUAGCGGACUCGCGGGUAAAACGGGUUAUAAACCUGCGCAAAGAAAGGUCGCGAGGUUGCGGGAAGGAGGAAGAAAACGACGUGAUUUUCUUGGUGGAUAUAUAGAGAACGGAGUUGGACCAGGUGAAAGGAUAAAAAAAAAACAGGGAGAAACGAAUCGCAGGAAUUGAGUAUAUAGAACUGAGGGGAUUUCGAUUGAUUAACGACUCUUUCCAAAAGUCCUUUUAUCGCUGAAAAAAUAAAAGAAUAACAAAAAAACGAGGACGAUUGAAGCGAAUGAUGCGCGCUCGGAGUUAAUCGGUAGAGUGUGUAGCUUUUAUUUAUUGCGGGCAAUUCACAGUGAUUGAUAACGGACCGAAUUUAUGUAGGAAUUUGUGCUGAAAAGUAACGCCCGAGUCCAUAAAGAAGAUCAGGCCAAAUUUCGAUUCUCUGGUCGAAAAACGUUGUUUCUGGUGCUCGAAAAAUUAGGCUUGAUAACACUGACGAAUCAGAACGAGAAAAUCGUUCCAUGACUCGACGAAUCGAUGUGAAGAAAAAUUUGAAUUAUUCGAGCUCGAAUUACUGCACUGCAAUUGAGUGAUACAGAGAAACGGAAAUACGAUUGAUCGUGUGUGCAACUAAUUGCGACUGGGAUAUUGCACGAUACUUGUAAAAGAGCAAUUGUGCUGGUGGUAGUUGAAUGAGUUCGGGACAAGAAGCAGAAGUUUCGAAAUUUAUUCGCAUAAUCGUUUCCUCGCUUGACGAACUAAUAGAGCUAAGGAUCGAGUUUGCGUUUAGAAUUUUGUGGUGAUUACUGUGAAAUCGUUGAGAAACUUUGGCUCGCCUACUUCGCAAGCACUCGCAACUCCAGGCGAUUUAUCUUCUCGCGAUAAUCGUCUCGGUUUCUUCAUUCAUAAUAAUCGGACGCAAACUCCCGUACCAAAGUGAAUACCUUAAAGUGCACCACCGACAAGACAAUCAAGCAACAGCAGCAUCUCCGUGACGUCAUUGUCAGCAUCAAUGAUAAGGGAAGCCAAGUCAUCGAGUUGAGGGCUAUCAACGAUUUGUCCACGGCGACUCAUCAUAGUGCCCCUCAUCAUACGGAUAUUGAAAAACAUCAUCUGACCACCGCACUGACGUGGCACUAUGCUGGAAUGAUGGACGGUGAAGGUACGCUGAGCCGUGGGCACACGAACGGGGGCCGUGGACUGCGCCGUCAACGGUCCCUGGAAUGGCGAGACAGGCGCGGAUACGGUAACAGCGCCCAAUCGAGCAGCGACGACGACGAAACCAAUGCUCGUCAUGGCGUCGUCGGUGGUCCCGGAUCCGUCGGAGGCCGAGGAGCCCGAAGCCCUGUCCCGGUCUUCGCAUCACUCUUGGCACAACAAUAUAACGGCGUCGGUGACCGUUCGUACCGCACAGGUUCAGACACAGAGGGUGCAGCGACAACUGACAACCCAACAACGCCAUUUCCAACUCCACCGCCUACGUUGACGCCAAAUCAUCGUCAGGCAUCGCCUUUUCCUCUCGAAAGUACCAACUCUCGACGGCAUCAUUACAGCGGGAGUGUGUCCUCGGAAAGAACUUCGCGCAAUGGCAAUGCAGGCGAGGCCAUUUACGCGGCGCCAUCAAAGAAAACGAAUUCAGCGGGUGGCACACUCAGCCGUCGAUCGCGACGGGGACUCGCCAGUGCCAUAAGUUCGAGCUCAACCGCGAGCGAUCGUUCCGAGACAGUUUUUCCGGACGAGCAUACAAGAAUGCACCUUAAUAAUGACAACGGCAGAGAUUCGCCCCCCGAGCCAGCACCUCCCGAAGUCCCGCCGCGCGGUCCCUCGCUGCACACCACUCACACUCUCCGAUCGCAGCAGACUCGAAAUGGUUGCCCGCCAAAUUCCGUUGGAGGUUUCACACUGCCAAGGGAUCAGGUCCAGUCCGUGCCCGAUUCCGAAUACUUGAUGUCUGGAAGCCCACGAAAUUAUCUAGCCAGAUCUCCCGGAGUGGCAUCGACGCCGACGGUUACUAGAAUGCCACCUUCGCAACAACAAGGGACUCUCGGCUCGCUGGCCAGCGGGAUCGGGACCGGCAACGGGGGCACCGGGACCACCGGGACUCCAGGCCAGCCCCGGGUGAUGCCUGGAUUUCCUCUCCAGGCCGCAGUCGUGCCCCAUUACUCGCCGUACUCGCCGUCCCGUUUUCACAUCGACAAGCGAUGUCAGCACAGAUGCUCGUGGAAAUGCUUCUCCGUCGCGUUAAUUCUGCUCGCUGUGGCUCUGACUGCCAUCCUCGCUUAUCUCGCUGCAGUUAGUUCGAUGCGAUCGAUCGAUAGCACCAAUUGUAUAUUGGACCAAGACGUCAAAGCUGUGACCCACGAAAAUGCUCACGUACAUGAUCCGAUAUCGACGCAAUUGCCAACGGAAGAAUCAUUGCCAACGAGUACGGCGGAGCAUUCGAGUUCGUCGGACAAUAACGCCGGUGAACAGCAGAGCGACCCGCAGAUACAGCAGUCGGCUCAACAAUGGCCGGCGGUUUUGGAACUUCAAGCAUACAAUGUAGCUCAUUCGGCAGUGAUACCGCCUUAUCACUUUUGGAACUCGGAGUUUCGUAACAAACAGCCGGCCUUCAUAAGGUUGAAUUUGACGUUACCGUGGGGCGCAAACUUUGCCGUUUACGGUAGACGGAACGUCGCGCCGAGUGUAACGCAGUAUGACUUUGUCAAAUUCGUCAAGGGUGGACGCGUCGAUCACAGAUUGAAAAGGGAGGCCGAUCUGGACACGGUCAGCUUCAUGAAGGAUUCUGGCAGCCAGCAUUUUCAUCAGGAUUAUAAAAAGGAGAAAGAAAACAGCAGAGACAACGACAGAGCCGGGGGAAACGGUCACAACGAGGCGCUCGACCGAGCCAGGACUUCGAGGGAGCCGGCCAACUCGGACACUCGGCAAAGACUCGGUUAUCAGCACGUUCUCGUAAAGCGAACAAUUUCCGAGCAAAUGCUGGUCAACGUCAGCCUCCUCCAGUAUCUCGAUACCGGUCGCUGGUUUCUCUCAGUCUAUAACGACGAACUGCAGUCGUACAAAGUCACCCUCAUCGUCACCGAGGCCGAAGGCGUCUCGACUACUUGCCCUAACGAGUGCAGCGGGCGGGGAUCUUGUUAUCUUGGAAAAUGCGAUUGCAUCGACGGCUAUCAGGGUCCUGAUUGCAGCAAAAGCGUGUGCCCAGUUUUGUGCUCGUCACACGGCCAAUACGGGGGUGGAGUUUGUCAUUGCGAGGAUGGUUGGAAAGGUGCCGAGUGCGAUAUACCACUUGGUGAUUGUCAAGUUCCUGAUUGCAAUCAACAUGGUCAAUGCGUCCGUGGAUCAUGCGUCUGUGUGCCGGGAUGGAAGGGUCCUUUUUGCGACGAGGCGGACUGUCACGAUCCGAAUUGCGGCGGCCACGGUGCGUGCGUCGCCGGAAAGUGUUAUUGCAAAGCCGGCUGGCAGGGCGAGAGAUGCGACCAGGUCGAUCAGAGAGUUUACAAGUGUUUACCAGGCUGUUCGGAUCACGGAUCGUACGAUUUGGAAACCGCAUCGUGUAUCUGCGAGGAGCACUGGACCGGCGUCGAUUGUUCGCAGCCGAGCUGUGACCUCAAAUGCGGACCCCACGGAUCGUGCGAACAAGGACGCUGCAAAUGCCACGACGGUUGGACGGGAACUCAGUGCGAUCAGAAGCCUUGCGACGCCCGUUGCGCGGAGCAUGGACAGUGCAAAAAUGGCACGUGCGUUUGUAGCCAGGGCUGGAACGGAAGGCACUGCACCUUACCCGGUUGCGAGAACGGUUGCAGCAGACACGGAAUAUGCACGUUGCAAGACGGCGAGUACAGUUGCGAGUGUUCGUCUGGUUGGGCUGGCAGGGAUUGCAGUAUUGGUCUCGAAAUGGAAUGCGCGGACGAAAUUGACAACGAUCACGAUGGUAUGGUCGAUUGUUCGGACAGCGAAUGUUGCGCUCAUCCGGCUUGUGCCGAGCACUUGAUGUGUCUCGUGAGCAGCGAUCCGGUCGAAGUAUUGUUGCGAAAACAACCGCCGAGUGUGACCGCAUCCUUUUUCCAGAGAGUCAAAUUCCUCAUCGAAGAAAAGAGCGUCCAGAGUUACGCCCACACGGACGAGUACAGUGAAAGUGCGUUCUGGAAUUCCUUUACACAGUGUCGUGUAGCUGUGAUGCGCGGCCAAGUAGUAACGGAACAAGGACUCGGAAUAGUAGGGAUUCGAGUCUCAGUCGACAGGGAUUCGCGUUUUGGUUUCACCCUCACGAGAGCCGGAGGAUGGUUCGACAUACUCGUAAACGGGGGCGGUGCAGUGACGCUCCAAUUCCAGCGCAGUCCCUUUAAACCUCUAACGAGAACAGUUUUCGUACCGUGGAAUCAAAUAGUCGUUUUGCCACCGGUAAUAAUGACCUUGAGCGAAGAAGGCGAGUCUUACAAAUCUAAUCAGCCACCGAGUCCAGCUGUCGGCUUCCCAGGGAUAUCAAUGGGAUUGCUCGGCGAGAACGGGCCCUGCCUGGAGCACGAUUACGAGAUGCUGAGGCCCAUCAUAGUGAGCACUUGGAUGCCUGAAAAGGUCGGAGGUCUUCCAGGAGAGAGUCUCGUGUUCGCUGAGAGUCAGAUUGUCCAAGAGAGCAUCGCCAUUCCAGGCUCGAACCUUCAUCUGAUGUAUCAGAGUAGCCAAGCUGCGGGUUAUCUGUCAACAGUGAGGAUGCAGUUGACCGGUCCAUUUAUUCCAAAGUCGUUGACCCAUGUGCACGUACAUGUGGAGAUCGAGGGUUCGUUGCACACCAAGACUUACGAGGCUGACCCGAAUUUGACUCACACAUUCGCGUGGAACAAGCGUAACGUGUACAAGCAAAAGGUUUACGGGGUUGCACAGGCGCGUAUAUCGAUUGGUUAUCAGCACUCAACUUGCCCAUCGGUUAUAUGGGAGACGCAAACUGCAACGAUGCAAGGUUUUGACGUUGAUGUUUCGGACGUCGGUGGUUGGGGUCUCGACAUACAUCAUCAUUACAAUUUUCACGAGGGAAUAUUGCAGAAGGGCGAUGGUUCGACGCUUCACUUUAAGCAGUAUCCGAGGACGGUCAAGGUCGCCAUGGGAACCGGAUUAAAGAGGAACCUUGUUUGCCACGACUGCGACGGGCUCGCGAAGGACGCCAAACUGUUGACUCCCGGGGCACUGACGAGUGGCCCUGACGGUAGUAUCUACGUCGGUGACUUCAAUCUUGUGCGGCGUAUAACACCCGAGGGCAACGUAUACACGGUUUUGAUACUGAGCACCACCCAAGUCGCUUACCAAUAUUACCUCUGCGUGUCACCUGCCGAUGGCCAUUUGUAUAUAAGCGAUCCGGAAAAGCAUAGAAUCUUGCGGACUCUGACGCUGGAUCAAGUCGCCGAUCCCAGCAUCAACAUCGAAUCGGUCGUCGGUAGCGGUGAAAGAUGCAUACCCGGCGACGAGAAUCACUGCGGAGACGAAGGACCCGCGAUUUCGGCUAAACUCGCCCACCCGAAAGGCAUCGCUAUAGCAGCCGACAAAACUAUGUACAUUGCCGAUGGAACGAAUAUUCGGGCGGUCGAUCCUCGCGGCAUAAUCCACACUCUCGUUGGUCACCAUGGCCACCGCAAUCAUUGGUCCCCGUCUCCCUGCAUUGCCGCCAUUUCCGCUCACCAAGCACAGCUCCAGUGGCCAACCGGUCUCACGCUCAGCCCCCUCGAUGGCACCCUCCACUUCAUCGACGAUCGACUCGUCCUCAAACUCACCAGUGAUCUCAAGGUCCGCGUUGUCGCUGGCACCCCGUUGCACUGCACGAGCAACCUCAACAACGGGGAAACCGCUAAAACUAAUGCUACGCAAGCCGCUAAUGCAAAGAAACCGGACGAAGUUCUGGGCUCCGUGCUCGCGGUGAGCUUCAGCCCGACCGGCGAGCUCUACAUAGCCGAAAGCGAUUCCCAUCGCGUUAAUUCCAUCAGGAUAGUCGAUUCCUCCGGUAAGAUGUCACACUUUGCUGGACAGCAGAGAGAACGUUUGAGAGGCUUGUGUGACUGCAACGGAACGACUCCCAGCACCAAAGAGCCGGAGGACUGCUCUUGCUCGGACGACACGAGCAGUCGCGACACCGAAACCCUUUUGUCCUCAAACGCCAAAUUUACGGCUAUUUCAGCACUCGCCGUUUCACCGGACGGGGUACUCCACGUCGCUGAUCAAGGCAGCUUGCACAUACUGGCACUCCAACCGUAUCUACCGGCUCUCGACGAGAGUGGCGAAUUCCACAUUCCAUUUCCACCGACCAACGAGAUCUACGUGUUCAACCGGUUCGGCCAGCACGCCGUAACGAAAGAUCUCACUUCGGGUAAAACUCGCUACUCAUUUUUGUACAGUAAAAAUAUGAGUCUCGGUAAACUCUCGACCGUUACCGACAGCGCUGGCAACAAAAUACAAUUCCUAAGGGACUACAGUAACGUCGUCAGUUCGAUCGAGAAUACCCAGGAUCACAAAUCCGAGCUGAAGAUUUCGGGAGUCGGUUUUCUCGUGAAAUUAUCCGAGCGCGGUAGAUCCGAAAUCGCGUUGGAUUACGACAGCGCUACGGGCUUGUUGACGAGUCGUUCCGGAGGCGGCGAGACCUACAUUUACAACUACGACAGCCUCGGACGCGUAUCCGACGUCACAUUACCAACGGGUGAGAGAAUAAAGCUCGGCUCAGGAUUGUCGAACGACGAGAGCCUCUUGGUUAAAAUUUCGGCACCUCUGGAGGCUCUGUCUCGCGGCGACAAGCAGAGAAUCGUCGAGUUCAAGAUGAAAUCAGAGAGAUCAAAGACGCUGGAGAUUACAGACGGUAACAAGAUCAAGAGAGCGACGUCCUUCAGCAACAGCAGUCUCGAGGUAUUCCUCCCAAGUGGCGGUAGAAUAGUAAGCGCUGCCACGACCAAGCACCCACUUCUCGAGGCCGCACUUCCCGUCGAAGCAGAAAUGUUGCCGAUGUGGAGUUACCAGAUGAUAACAUUGGGCGAGCUGACCAACACCAUGACGACGACGUACAACCUCGUCGGCGACGUCAGCCAUCUUCAGCAAACGUUGAAUCGCGAAAUCUGGGUCAACGACACGAGGGUCAUCGCAGUCGAGUUCGAGCAGGCUUUCAGUCGUGAAACGUUCUACGAUAAAUCCCGAAUGCCUCUGUUGACCGUAACAUUCGAUCCUGCUGGUUUGCCCCUUAACUGGCUGCCCCACGAGCACGGCUACAAUCUCACAUUGACCUACGACACUUUCAACCGUAUAGAAAGCUGGAAAUGGGGGCCUUCCGACGAGUCGUACAGCUACGACAUGCGAGGCCAAUUGGCCGAAGUCACCAACAGCCAAGAUGGCACCAAAAAAUACACUUACAACGACAACAACAUGGUGUCCAUGAUUACUUUGGCGAGCGAUCGACACUUUUCCCUCGAGUACGACGAGGACGGCGGUCUGAGGCACAUCAUUCUGCCGUCCGGCACAAAGCAUUCUUUCUCUUGUCAAGCUUCGUUAGGCUUUUUGCGAGUGACUUACACGCCACCGGGCAGCCCCAGAUCGUAUCUCCAGCACUACAGUCACGCUGGAAAUCUCCUGCAAACGGUGUUCCCUGGUGACGGUGCUAGGAUCGUUUAUCGUUACCACACUUCCGGGCAGCUCGCGGAAAUAGUGCACGGCGACGGUAAGAGCGAGUUCAAGUACACCGAAAGUGGUUUGCCCUCGGAAGUGAUACACGUUGAGAAAGACGUCGAAUACAAAUGGGACUACCAGUACAGUGCUGGCCUCCUGGUCGAAGAACGAAUUGACUUCGGGGCGAAAACAGGCCUCAACAACGCCAAAUUCACUUUCGAUUAUGACUCGAAUUAUCGUUUGACCAGCGUCCAGGGAAGAAUCGGUGGGCAAACGCUGCCGGCGCACACGAUGGCUUACAGCACAAAGACCGGGGCGCCCGAGCAAAUUGGCCAGUUCAAGGUAACGAGACCUCAGCCUAAUGGGACCAUAGUUUACGACGGCAUCGCCAUAUUUUCUCGAACAACCGACAAACGUUUCCUCGAGACUGAAGUUACCGUGACCAUUCACAAUUUGGAAGUAUUCCGGAUGGAAUUCACUCACGAUUCCAAAGGCCGGAUCAACCAAACGAGAACGGACACGAGAAACGUGGGAGUAAACGCGUACACGAACGUGAAGAAUUACACUUGGGAUUCCGACGGUCAGUUGACCGGAGUCGAAGCUCAAGAACCGUGGAGCUUCCGGUAUGACGGGAACGGCAACAUGCUCUCGUUGACCUAUCGUGGCAACUCCAUUCCCAUGGAGUAUAACUCGAUGGAUCGCAUGGUCAAGUGCGGCGACGGUCUCUACAAGUACGACAAUCGUGGACUCGUUGUUCAAAACGCACGGGAAGAAAGAUUCAAUUACAAUGCCAAGGGAUUGCUCGUCCGGGCGACGAAAAAGGGACGCUUCGAUGUCCGCUAUUAUUACGACCACGUCGAUCGUCUCGCCACGAGAAAGGACAAUUACGGUAAUGUGACUCAAUUCUUUUACAACAACCACAAAAGGCCCCACGAGGUCAGCCAGAUCUACAGCCCGCGGGAUGGCAAAUUAAUGUCCCUCGUUUACGACGAUCGAGGACAUUUGAUUUACGCCCAAAUUUAUCGCCACAAGUACUACAUCGCUACGGAUCAAUGCGGCACGCCAAUCAUGAUAUUCAAUCAAUACGGCGAGGGCAUACGGGAAAUAAUGAGAUCCCCUUACGGCCACAUAGUUUACGACUCGAACCCUUAUCUCUAUCUUCCGGUCGACUUCUGCGGCGGUCUUUUGGAUCAGGUAACCUCCCUGGUCCACAUGCCGAACGGAAAGGUUUACGAUCCUCUUAUCGGACAGUGGAUGUCGCCGUUGUGGGAAAACGUCCUCGACCGAGUUGCCACGCCGACGCAUCUUCAUCUCUACAGGUUUAAUGGCAACGAUCCCAUCGACGUUAGGCACACCGAUAAACACAGCCAACCCAAAGAUCACAUAUCAUGGCUCUCGCAUUUGGGCUACGACCUGAAGAGCCUAGCGCCGCAGCUGUUCCCGGGCGAGCUCCCGGAGAGCCUGGUCCCACCGUCGCUCGGUCCGGGCGCCUCGAUAUUCGGCCACAAGAAAAGGACGAACAACCUCGGCGUCCAGUCAGGAUUCUUGGCCCACAUCGAGCAACGUCAUUCGGGCGACGCGGUAGGGUUGUCGGCUCCGCCGAGGUCAGCUCUGAAGAUGGACCCGAGCCAGUUGAUGCCUUCGCGUCUGGGUGCAGCCUCGGACCCGCCGUUCGGCAAGGGUAUUCUCGUCUCGCGAACUUCGGACGGGCAGGCGGUCGUGUCGAGUGUGCCGGCAGCGAACCCGAUCUACCGGGACGUGUUCACCACCGUGUUCAACCGUUCGUACUUCCUGCCAUUCACAUUCGUCGUGCACAGCGCCCAGCAGGACGCUUUUUACUUCGUCAAGGAAAAGACUUGGGAAUCCGGCGACGACAAGAACCAGCUUAAGCGGCUCAGCGGACAGGUCAACACGACGUUCCACGAGAGCGAAAAUGGCAGCGGCAGCUCAGCGGUCGACGUCAAGAUUCACGGAGCCAGCUACGUCGUCAACCUGCGUUACGGCACCACCGCAGAAAAGGAGAAACAGCGCUUGCUCCAUCACGCCAAAGCGACCGCGGUGAGGAAGGCCUGGCACCGAGAGGCCGAAGCGCUCAAGGCGAACACGCCCACGAGCCUCGAGUGGAUGGUUGCCGAGCAGGAGGAGAUCCAGAAAAUCGGCCAAGCCUCUAAUUACGAGGGCGAGUACAUACACGACGCGCAAAUAUAUCCUGAGCUCGCGGAGGACCCCUACAACAUAAGAUUCGUUAAGAAAACGAGCACGGAUACUUCGAGCAAAAAGAGACGCAGGAGGAGAGGUGCCAAUGUCGUAUGCAACCUCUUCCGACUCGGUGAGGUUUGCUAGAGGCCCCGUCCACCUUUAUAAAAUACGUACCCAAACAAAUUAAUCCUACACUACCUUGCGAGCUAAGAAAAAGCAAGUGAAAUCGUGCAAAACAUUAAUAUUGGUCGACUUUUACGACACUGUUCAAUUAAACGUCAACCCUAACAUCUCCCAUAACAUAAACCACUAAAAAUAAGUAAAUAAACAAACAAACAAACACAUACACAAAUAUUAAGAAAUUCAAAUUUAACAAAACAAACACAAAUUCUGCGCGUGUGAAUUGACGCUAAGCGAUAUUGGCUGACGUUCUUAACGCUGUGAAGCCGAUAAACAGCCAGCGACCCAGAGUUACGGGAGCGCUUCUUCGUCACAAAUGAGACUACGAAUCGAAGAAAUUACGAAGGCUCCGCGCCGCACGCACACGCGUUAAGGAGCAGCCACACCUAUACACGUAAACACCGAAAAAAAAAACACUAUCAAAAAGUUUUAUACCAAAGUCUAUUUGUGUAUUUCAAAGAUGCCAAAAAAAAACGAAAAAAAAAAAGAAGAAAGAAAAAAAAUAAUAAUAAAGAACACUAAUGUUAUAAUAUAUUGAGAGGCGUGUAAUGGGAAUAGUUUAAGGACUCGGGGCGAGGAUAACUGUGUCGCGCGUGUGUGACGUCAUGCCUGGAGGAGUCAGUGUGAUGUGAAAAAGACUUUUAUGCAGAAUAACGAUCGAGAAAGCAAAGGGAAACAUAUUUCUGAUCGUUUCUCGGUCGAAUGCGAUGGAGUGCGCGAUAUUUCGGCUGAAUAAACAUUUUUUAAAAUGCCGACUGAUCGUCGUGAAAGUGUGUCAGGUGAUGAUAAAAAUUGUACGAAGGAAAUGAAGUUGGAAGGAAGACAGUGGAAAUGAACGCAUCGCGCGCUUGACGCACGCGCGCCUCGUUUCGUCUUUCUUUCGUGACGAUAUUUUUUCUUUUUCUGUUCCAAGGCCAUUCGUCGUUGAGACGAAAUGAGUGUUUUUUUGUUUAACGAUAUCUCGCCUGCGCGCCUGCCGAAAGCAAGAGAGAUAACCUAGUCAAUAAAUUAGCUUUACAUUGACAUUUUUACUGUAAUAAGAUAAAAUACAGUGUAGCCGGAUUUAUUCGUGGUAAACUGCAUUUAUAUAGACAGAAACAGAAGGGGAAAAAAACAAAAGAAAUAUCACCGUUCUAUAUCUCAGAUGUAAUGGAAUGUCAUGUUAAUCGUUUUUCCUUUACAAUUGUUCAGCGAUAGAAAAGCGGUAGCACAAAUACAGGAAAUGAGCGAGAGCCGGAUACACUCUCAGCAACGAAUGGCCAAUUCAGAGCCCUCGAACAAGGUCGCACAGUUUGUUAUAUAAAUUCGCGAUUAAUUAAGGUAGGAUUGUAUGGUUCGCGGUAAGGGAAAAGAAAAAAACAUAACAAGAGAGUAAGAAUGUCGAGUGAAAGAGAAACGAUCGCGUUAUAGUGAGAGAGAGAUAUAUAUAAAUAUAUAAUUUUAAAGAUUCCGGAUGAGCGUGGAAAUAAAAGAGAGGAAGGUUAGUAGUGAACUGAAUGGCCGCUAGAGGGCGAAUCGUCCGUGGGCAUCGACUGUAAAAAAAGAGAAAAAGAAAAGAAAUUUUUAAAAAUGAAUUGUGGUGCUUGUUGUCCUCCGGUAGUGAGAUCGGUGCAAUGUUCUUGUCGAAUUAUCCGGAAGCCUCUUCUUCCGGACAACAUCGAUUUAUUGUUCAUUCGAAAAUGAAGAAGAAAAAAAAACAGGAAAAACAUCAUUUCGAACGAACUUAUCGCGGUGGAAAAGAAUUUCAAUGAUUUUGUUCUUUUCUUCGCCAACGCCUUCGGACAUUGCGUGGGGAAGUUGAGAAAAUUAUUUUUUUCAGAUAAGAGAAAGUGAGUCGAGACGAAACUCGGAAGAUGAAGAAACGAUAAAAGUGAGAACGAGAGAGAGAGAGAUAAGUAAUGCCCGUUCAAUGUGUCGUAUCCCUGUAGCGUCCAAGAAGAAGAAGAAGCGAAAAAUGGAAGAAAUGUGUGAUGAAUUUAUCAACGCUCGAUGUAUCCAUGCGUCCACGAUGAAUUAUUUAAAUUAUUAAAUAUAAAACGACUAAGAGUUUGAGGACUGAAUGGGAAGCCUGUGCGAGUGUGAUUUAUAUGGAAAAAAAAAUAAGAAGAAACUAAAAAUAAUAUAUAAAUAUACGAGAGGGAGGGAGGAAAAAUGAAAAUUCUACGCGGAAACGAGAGAAAAAACGAUUAAAGUCAUCCGGUCAAUCCAAUUAAUCGGUAUACGUUUAUAUGCGUAUUGUGUAUAUUAUACAGACAUACAUAUAUUUGUGCUUGCUGGAAAAAAUAAAACAAUGAUACUGAAAUAAACGAACGAGAGAGAGAGAGAGAGAUGAUGCUGAGAAUGAAAAAUGAGAAAAAAAUACGAAACAAGAGAAAAAGUCCCUAAGUCAGUUACAAAGGAAGGAAGAAAUGCACGAGGAAUAAACGGAAGAAGAAUAGUAUUUCUUCGUAAAUUCACUAAGUGUAAUAACCAUUGGAGAGAAAAAGAAACGAGAAAAAUAAUAAAUAAAUAAAUGAAAAAGAGAAUAAUAAUCGUCGGAAAAAUUAAUUAAAAGAUCGUAAUUUUUAGUUUCUCCGUUAGACCGUCGUGUCGUGGCAGCCUCGAAAUGACGAUUCGUGCGAAGAGUCGUAUUCGGUGAUAACGAGAGCGUGAAAGAAUUUCCAUCGAUUUUUCAAAUCGUCCUUUUUGUCCGUCAACGCACACACAUACACACAAUCACACGAACAGAGCAUUGUUCCUCAACGUCAUUCUCCAGCGAUAAUUUUUUUCCAUACACCUCCAUCGUCAGGAGUCUUCAACAAUUAUUUAUUCCAAUUUUAAAGGAAACAAAAAAUCUUUUUUACGUCCGGUGCGCAAAUAACGGAGAGGGAGGAAAAUUGGAACGGCUGUUGUGAAAUAUGCCAAGGGUGAUUAAAUGUGAGAUCGACUAAUGCAUCCCGUUAUACGUACAGAUAGUUGCACAACGACAUUAAAACUGUCUGGAUAGAUAAAUAACUACUAAGUGUAUAAAAACAAAAAAAAAACAAACAAAAAUAUAUAAAUGAAUGAAUAAAAUGAUGUAUAAAUGAAUAAAUAUAUCUGUACGGAGAAAAUAUAUUUAUUUAUUUAUAUAUACAUAUAUACAUAUGCAUAUAUACAUAUAAAUAUAUAAAUAUAGUAUAGGCAAGCUUCGUCAUGUAUUUUUGACUCGAGACAAUUUUUGGACCACGCGUGUAUAUCGAGUCGAGACUGCGUUCUCGAGGUGGUUAAUAAUCAGGGUUGCAUACCAUAUACACGGAUAUGCGAGAGCAAAAGAGAGAGAGAGAGAGAGAGAUAAAGAGUGCGUGUGGGAAUGCGUGCGAUAGAGAAAAAAAAAAACAAAAUAAAUUCACGGAUCGUGGGAAAUAUUAAGUCGAAACGUAAAAGUGUAUGAAUAUCCUCUCAGUGUCUUCUGACAACUCCCAAUGACGCUUGGAACUACAAGGACAGUCCACGCUACGGUAUACUCGUACGAUUGAAAAUGAAAACAUUACCUUAAAAGGAAACGAAUAAGGGGUCCGUUUUUGCCAUGCGCGGGGAAUCGGGCGUUGGAUAGUGGGGGGAGCGGCGUUCAAAGAAUCAACUAUUUUUAAAUAUCAAGGUGUCAAAUUAAAACGCGAUCGGCGAUACUGCAAUUUCACGUCAAUCGCGAUCGAAAAAUCGAGGGAAAAUAAAAGAAUGAGGGAAGAGGAGAAAAUAGUGCGGAUUGUCGCGUCACGAGUUUCUGGUGUAUGGUGUAUAUGUAUAUUCAUAUAUAUAUAUUAUAUAUAAAUAUAUAGGCGAGAUCCCCCCCGAGAAACAAGCCUCCUUCUCCGGUAACACGAAGAACAAUUGUCGGUCGAAUUUUUUAUUCUCAGAUCCUUGCGAAAAUAAUCGGGAUUAUAAGAAUUCUAUGAAAAUAAGGAUACGAAUAACAAGAACAAAAAAUAACACUAAAACUGACUCGAGGAACGUGGGUUACGACGAUUUUUUCUUUUCUAACUUCCGUGAAGUUCUUGUGUAAUAAAUUCUUGCGGAGCGAACGAUUUUAUUUAAAAUAUUCUUUACUUUUACGUUCUUCGUCACCGGCGUACGAAGGGCGAACGCGAGCGAGCGAACGUGUGUGACAGAGAGUGCGAGAGAACGAUAAACAAAGAGAAAAUGUCGCGCGCGAUUAUAGAAAAUUCAUAAUUCUUCGAUUAAACACGGUAGUUUGGGCCGAAAAAUAUUUAGAAUGUGAACUUUAAGGAAAGUGCGGACGAGAGAGACAGAGAGAGAGAAAGGAAAAUCUAUGCUGAAGAUAUCGCGAGGAAGAAUUGGCUUGAGAUUCGAAAUGCCUAGAGGCAACAACACACGGUGGCCGAAAUCAUAAGUCACUAAAUUCAAUCACGAUCUUCAAACCCUUCUCAAUCGAAUUUCAAAACCUUGCUAGUUCGAAUUACGGAAGCACGAAAAGAAAUAAAAAGAAAAUUAAAAAAAAUAUAUAAUAAAAAAAAGAAAAACAUUUUGAAAAAUAACGAUUUGAUCAUUUUUGAAGAAACAAAUAACAGAUAAUAGGAGGGUAUUUGCAAAAUUUGAAAAAGUUACCGAAACUGAAAAGCCGAAUAAAAGCACAAUUCAGCCACGCUAUAGCUACGACCACUACCUAGGUAGAUUAUGCUAUUUUGCCGCUGAUCUAAUUGUUUACUGUCACGUGUUGCUGUAAACCUAAACUAUACGAUACGAUAUAUAUUUUAUUUAUAUAAUCUAAUCGACUGUAUUUAUUGUAAAUAGUCACCGAUGUUUGCUAUGAUAUAAUAUAUCUGUAAUUGGAUGGAAAA
This is a messenger RNA of Venturia canescens, 15814 nucleotides long. It is a transcript of the gene Ten-a, whose product is annotated as tenascin accessory. The transcript has 23 exons. Lineage: Eukaryota; Metazoa; Arthropoda; Insecta; Hymenoptera; Ichneumonidae. Bases 2130 to 10961 code for a protein of 2943 amino acids. The record is from RefSeq and is a predicted model, not a curated record. Gene Ontology annotation, biological process: motor neuron axon guidance.